GGAGGAAGGGGCGGCCUCCGGGGUAGAGGCCCUCCUCCUCCUCCUCCUCCUCAGGAAGAGGAAGAAGGAGGCCAGGAGAGGCGCCGCCGCCGGCACCGCGCCCUUCCUUCCUUCCUCGGCCUCCCGUCCUUCUUCGCCUCAGAAGCCGGGCGUCGGGUUGCCAAGGCAGAGGAGGAGGAGGAAGAAGAAGAAGAAGGAGGCCCUCUGGACGGCCAGCCAUGGACCUGGAGGGGCUCUUCGUGGACGAGGAGGGCGCCUUCUCCCUCAGCGGCUUCCAGGAGUUCACGUUUCUUCCCAGGCACCAGCAGCUGAGUGAUCGGGUACGCAAGCGACUUUACUAUGGCUGGGAUAAGGAUGGUACUCUUGAUAACCUCUCAAGUCCUGUUGCAGAUAUUGCUGUAGAAUUACUCCAGAAAGCUGCUCCAAGUCCUAUUCGGAGGCUCCAGAAGAAAUAUGUAUCUCAUGUCUCCCGAGAGGCUUGCAUCUCCCCCUGCUCUAUGAUGUUGGCCCUGGUUUACAUUGAGAGACUUCGGCACCGCAAUCCUGAAUACCUACAGCAAAUCUCGUCUUCUGAUCUCUUCUUAAUCUCCAUGAUGGUUGCAAGCAAGUACUUAUAUGAUGAAGGGGAAGAAGAGGAGGUCUUCAAUGAUGAAUGGGGAGCUGCAGGCAAGGUGGAUGUACAGACCAUGAACGCACUGGAGAUGAAUUUCCUCAGGGCCAUUGACUGGAGCCUCUAUACAGAUCCCAAGGAACUUUUUGAAGUGCUCAGCUGGCUGGAAGGAUGUGUGGCUGAGAGGCAGGGCAUCCGACGUGGCUGGUUUACCUACACAGACCUAUGUGUCUUAAUGGAGCAAACACUGUGGCAGCAGGCUUUGGGCCAGUUUUAUCAACAGGUGGCCAAGCUGGCUUGCAUUCUUGGCAUGGUGUACUUGACUGGGAUAGCUGCUGUCCUUGUUUCUGCAGUGGUCGUUCAUCACACUGUACACUUGAAGAGGACAAGCCCUAUGGAGCUUGUUGGCACAAGGAGUGCUCUAGCUCUGUGUCUGCCUGUUCCAUCUUCAAUUCAGCUGGAUCACAGCUUGGGGCUCCCUGACAGCUCUCCAUACCCAAGAGCAGAGAAUCAAACCUUUCAUGAUGAAGAACAGCAUCCAGGAAGCAGUGGUGUCAUGGCUACAGCUCUCUACCUGUGGAGCAGCGUCCUUAAUGUGUUAUCAUACCCACGACCAGCUCCCAUCAGUUCCUCACAUUGUCCACGUUGCAGUCAGCCCACCACCUGCAUGGCAGCCAACCACACAGCUUGCACCCACCCUGCUACACAGUCAGCUCCCUUUGGACUUCCUACAUAUUGCACAAGUUGUUCAUGCUGGAACUGGCACCUUCCCAUGUCGCCUAACUGCAAAGACUGGCCUGAACCACUGAUGCUUCAACAGUGUUCCUCACAGGCAGCCUUGGAGCUUGGAAGGAUAAAGGCAUUCAUAUUUCCUAGCUAGGGACAUAGCUUAGUAACAGGGGUGGGUGUGGGGUGGAUCUAGAUGGGAAGGUCUGUGGGUGUCAUAAAGGCAUAGGGCACAAGGGCAGAAAAUGCUGGGAGAUGGGUUUAGUGGUCUGUAUUAAAAGGGGUGCCAGUUCCACUUUUUGGGUAUAUCUUCCAAACCUUUCUGCCCCCUUUCCCCUUGGCAGCUGUGCUUAAAAGCUUCAAGGAGUUUACUGGAGAUGUGCAUCCCAUUUUAGGAAUCAGGCUGGGAUAGAAGGAAGACUGAAACGAUGCUUCAGUCUGUUGCAACUAUCAGCUGAGCCAUUAUUUGGUCUGGAAGACCUGGCUGAGUCUUUGCUUAACAAGUACAACUUAGGGUGGCUUCACACGCAUUGGGCUGCUAGCAGAAGACACUGAGUCACCUCCUAGCUUGAUUUUCUUGUGUGUUAACCUGUCUGGGGCACUUAGAAGUAAUGAUCCAUGGUAGCUCACAGCCACGGUGGCAAAUGCCAGCAAUUUUAUAUGUUUAAACUAUUGAGUGAUUUACUAUAUAAUUCAAUGUUAAUGUGUGAAUGCAUUCUUGUCCUGAGCCUGCCAUCCUUGUUUUUUCUAGUGAGGAAAGUAUCCCUUGGUUUCUAAGACCCAUGCAGGAGUUAGUGAGAUUUACUUCAGCCAUAGCACUAGGAAGGAAAGGGGUGCCAAUUGCAGAUCGAGGUUCAAGAUCCCAUUAUACCAGAUUAAUUCUGUAUUUUGAUACCUCCAACCUGUUCUUGUGAGUGCUUGCCUGCUUCCUCCAGUUCUUAGGGUUGGGAAACAACCACAUCCUGCAGCUUAUUCCUACCAGUGCUUUCUCCUGUACUUUUCACUGUUUCUUGUAGAUGGGAUCUCUUUCAAUAAAGGUAGCUAAUAAUGUC
Molecule: messenger RNA, 2388 nt
Organism: Sceloporus undulatus (fence lizard)
Lineage: Eukaryota; Metazoa; Chordata; Lepidosauria; Squamata; Phrynosomatidae
Gene: CNPPD1
Product: cyclin Pas1/PHO80 domain containing 1
Exons: 8
Coding region: 219-1490 (423 amino acids)
Biological process (GO): regulation of cyclin-dependent protein serine/threonine kinase activity
Cellular component (GO): nucleus; cyclin-dependent protein kinase holoenzyme complex
Molecular function (GO): cyclin-dependent protein serine/threonine kinase regulator activity; protein kinase binding
Source: RefSeq, a predicted model, not a curated record